AUGAUCCUUCUACUGCAAUUUCACUUUUGUUCGCUAUUCCUUUCCCUUAAUUUGCCCUCCAAUUUCGUCAUUUCACUUGUCCUGCUCCUCGCCCACUCUUCCCCAGCAGUCCACUCUUUCCCUCACUUGUUCCUUCAAAGUCUUCGCCAGGACAGGCGAACGACACCCUCAGGAUCCUCUCUCAUCGUUGUUUGGGGAGUCAUAUGUGCCUUGAAAUCAAUCUAAAUAAUCGUGGUCUUUGAAGCUGUCCGGCUCAUUGAGCCAGCUUCUCUUACGCGGAACCUCCAAACGUCUCCAGAGAGCGGCCGGAGAUCAGCUCGAACAUGCUACUUGCAUCGGAGCGAUUACGCACAACACUCCUCAGGUUGACUCCGUAGCUUGACGGACUGAUGUACUCAAAUUAUACAGAACCAGCACGAUGACAAUCAUAAUUUCAUUAUC
This is a messenger RNA of Laccaria bicolor S238N-H82, 441 nucleotides long. RefSeq lists its product as uncharacterized. The transcript has a single exon. NCBI's taxonomy places the organism in Eukaryota, Fungi, Basidiomycota, Agaricomycetes, Agaricales, Hydnangiaceae. The coding region runs from base 1 to 225 and encodes 74 amino acids. The record is from RefSeq and is a predicted model, not a curated record.